Molecule: messenger RNA, 3523 nt
Organism: Mastomys coucha (southern multimammate mouse)
Lineage: Eukaryota; Metazoa; Chordata; Mammalia; Rodentia; Muridae
Gene: Gucy2f
Product: guanylate cyclase 2F, retinal
Exons: 18
Coding region: 1-3195 (1064 amino acids)
Biological process (GO): protein phosphorylation; intracellular signal transduction; receptor guanylyl cyclase signaling pathway
Molecular function (GO): guanylate cyclase activity; ATP binding; peptide receptor activity
Source: RefSeq, a predicted model, not a curated record
AUGUUCCUCGGACCCUGGCCUUUUUCUCGCCUUCUGUCCUGGUUUGCCAUUUCCAGCAGACUGUCAGGACAGCAUGGCCUCCCUUCCUCCAAGUUCCUGGGAUGCUUGUGCCUCCUGGCCCUAUUGCCUCUCAUCCGGUGGGGGCAAGCACUCCCCUACAAGAUAGGGGUCGUAGGCCCCUGGACCUGUGAUCCAUUCUUCUCCAAGGCCCUGCCUGAGGUUGCUGCUGCUUUAGCCAUUGAACGAAUCAGCCGGGACAAGUCCUUUGACAGGAGUUACUCCUUCGACUACGUGAUUCUUAACGAAGACUGCCAGACUUCAAAGGCCCUCGCCAGUUUCAUUUCUCACCAGCAGAUGGCCUCAGGAUUUGUUGGGCCUGCCAACCCUGGCUUCUGUGAGGCAGCCUCACUCCUGGGAAACAGCUGGGACAAAGGGAUUUUCUCUUGGGCUUGUGUGAAUCAUGAAUUAGAUAACAAACAUAGCUACCCAGCCUUGUGUCGGACACUCCCUUCUCCUAUCCGCGUGCUUGUAACCGUCAUGAAGUAUUUCCAGUGGGCUCAUGCUGGGGUCAUUUCCUCAGAUGAAGACAUUUGGGUGCAUACAGCCAAUCGAGUCUCAAGUGCUCUUCGGAGCCACGGCCUACCUGUAGGGGUCGUCCUGACCUCAGGACAAGACAGCCAAAGCAUUCAGAAAGCUCUCCAGCAGAUUCGCCAGGCAGACAGAAUUCGCAUAAUCAUCAUGUGUAUGCAUUCAGCCUUGAUUGGGGGAGAGACUCAGAGACACUUCUUGGAAUUGGCUCAUGAUCUGAAAAUGACAGAUGGGACUUACGUCUUUGUCCCUUAUGAUGUACUGCUCUACAGUUUACCUUACAAGCACAGCCCCUACCAGGUCCUGAGGAACAAUCAAAAGCUCCGGGAAGCCUAUGAUGCUGUGUUGACUAUUACAGUGGAGUCCCACGAAAAGACAUUCUAUGAAGCCUACACAGAAGCAGCAGCCAGCGGAGAAAUUUCUGAGAAGCUUGACUCACACCAAGUUUCACCGUUGUUUGGAACCAUCUACAAUUCAAUUUACUUUAUCGCACAAGCUCUGAAUAAUGCUAUGAAAGAAAACGGACGGGCCAGUGCUGCCAGCCUGGUUCACCAUUCCAGAAACAUGCAGUUCUAUGGAUUCAACCAGUUGAUAAGGACGGAUUCAAAUGGAAAUGGAAUUUCUGAAUAUGUAAUCCUGGACACCAACGGGAAAGAGUGGGAACUCCAUGGCACCUACACUGUGGACAUGGAAACUGAACUGCUAAGGUUCAGAGGGACCCCCAUUCAUUUCCCUGGCGGCAGGCCUACUAGCGCAGAUGCAAAAUGCUGGUUUGCAGAAGGGAAGAUCUGCCAAGGAGGUAUUGACCCUGCCUUGGCCAUGAUGGUCUGCUUUGCUUUGCUUAUAGCCUUGCUGUCUAUCAAUGGAUUUGCUUACCUUGUAAGGCGACGUAUAAAUAAAAUCCAGUUGAUUAAAGGACCCAACAGAAUCCUACUGACUUUGGAAGAUGUGACAUUUAUUAAUCCCCACUUCGGCAGUAAGGGUGACUGGGUAUGGCUGAAAAAGUUCCCUCCUGGAGAUUUUGGAGACAUCAAGUCUAUCAAAUCGAGUGCAAGCGAUGUGUUUGAAAUGAUGAAGGACCUGCGGCAUGAAAAUGUCAACCCUUUAUUGGGCUUCUUCUAUGAUUCGGGGAUGUUUGCCAUUGUGUCAGAAUUUUGUUCUCGAAGGAGCCUAGAAGACAUACUUACAAACGAUGAUGUGAAACUUGAUUGGAUGUUCAAAUCAUCCCUGCUGCUUGACCUCAUCAAGGGAAUGAAAUACUUACACCACAGAGAAUUUAUUCACGGGAGGCUAAAGUCUCGGAACUGUGUGGUAGAUGGGCGUUUUGUACUAAAAGUGACAGAUUAUGGCUUUAAUGACAUUUUAGAAAUGCUGAGACUCUCUGAAGAGGAACCUUCUGAAGAAGAGCUGCUGUGGACGGCCCCUGAACUGUUAAGAGCCCCUGGGGGCAUCAGGUUAGGUUCAUUUGCAGGAGACGUCUAUAGCUUUGCCAUCAUCAUGCAAGAAGUGAUGGUCCGGGGUGCUCCUUUCUGCAUGAUGGAUCUGUCUGCCAAAGAAAUCAUAGACAGGCUUAAAAUGCCUCCUCCUGUGUACAGACCCGUGGUUUCUCCUGAGUAUGCCCCUCCAGAGUGUCUCCAGCUGAUGAAGCAGUGCUGGGCUGAGGCUUCAGAACAGCGACCAACUUUUGAUGAAAUAUUUAGCCAGUUUAAAACUUUCAACAAAGGGAAAAAGACUAAUAUUAUUGAUUCUAUGCUUCGGAUGUUGGAGCAGUAUUCUAGCAACUUGGAAGAUUUGAUCCGGGAACGGACUGAAGAACUGGAAAUUGAAAAACAGAAAACGGAAAAGCUUCUAACACAGAUGCUACCACUAUCAGUUGCUGAAUCCCUCAAAAAGGGCUGUACAGUUGAACCUGAGGGAUUUGACUUGGUCACCUUGUACUUCAGUGACAUUGUGGGCUUUACCACAAUCUCAGCCAUGAGUGAGCCCAUUGAAGUGGUAGACCUUCUGAAUGAUCUGUACACACUCUUUGAUGCCAUCAUUGGCAGUCAUGAUGUCUAUAAGGUAGAGACCAUUGGAGAUGCCUACAUGGUGGCCUCAGGCCUUCCAAAGAGGAAUGGCAGUAGGCAUGCAGCUGAGAUUGCAAACAUGUCCCUGGAUAUCCUGAGCUCUGUGGGUACCUUUAAGAUGCGACACAUGCCAGAGGUGCCAGUCCGAAUUCGAAUAGGCCUGCAUUCUGGGCCUGUUGUUGCUGGAGUGGUGGGCCUCACCAUGCCCAGAUAUUGCUUGUUUGGGGACACUGUGAACACGGCUUCUCGAAUGGAAUCAACAGGGCUACCAUACCGAAUUCAUGUUAGUCUCAGCACAGUAACAAUUCUUCGGACUCUGAGUGAAGGCUAUGAAGUAGAGCUUCGUGGACGAACAGAGCUCAAGGGCAAAGGCACAGAGGAGACCUUCUGGCUUGUUGGCAAAAAGGGUUUCACCAAACCUCUUCCUGUACCACCACCAGUGGGCAAAGAUGGGCAAGUGGGCCAUGGCUUGCAACCAGCAGAGAUUGCCGCAUUUCAAAGGAGAAAAGCAGAAAGACAGUUGGUGCGAAACAAGCCAUAAGAUGGAAAGAACUCCAGCAUUUGAAUCUCCUCUUGACAAAGCAACAUUGCAGCUCAUUACAGACCAAGAUAUUCUUCUGCCUGAGCAAGAUACUAGUGAAUGAUUAUUCCUCUGAGGUUGCCUAAUCUCCAGGGAAAAGUCAAGCCAAAUCGCAGUGUAUGGAAUCUCCCAGGAAGGAACUUUGCCCAUAGGUUUUGUUCAUUACCAAGCUAUCACCAAAAUCAAACCAAACAAAAGCAAAGUGAAAACCCCCAAACUAUUGGAAUGCAAACUGAAAUGGAUGUAAACAUCCAGGAAGGGUAUACACCCAUCUCGAAGCUUAGUCAUU